CGUGUGUGCGAGCGUGUGUGUGUGUGUGUGUGUGUGUGUGUGAUAGAUGUCAUCUGGGUCUGUUUAGACUAGUCACUAGAAGAACAUGUGUUGUUUGGAUCUGAUGAAUUAUUGAUGCUCUUCUGUAUUCUCCCUAUAUCUGUGUGUGUGUGAUCAUGAGAUGAAUGUAGUUUUGCAUGUGCCGCGCAGCUGUGAGUGUGUGGGUUUGCUCGGUGUGUGUGUGUGAUUGUGUGUUGUCUCCAGUGACGGAUCAUUAUGUGGGUGUAAUUGUGGCCUGGAGGAGAGGAGGAGCUGCUGGUGCUCAUGAUGACCUGCAGCUCGACUCGAUCAUCAGUCAUGGAGAGUUUCUUCAGAGGUCUGACCGCCACUGCCUUCCUCAACACCUGGACUCAGUUCGACCGCGACGAUGAUGGGUUCAUCGACGCCAAGAACCUGGGGGAGUUUUUACGGCACGCGAUGAAGACACCGAAGACUUUUGAUGAGAAGCAGCUCCAGAAGAUCAGAGACACGAUUCUGUCCAGCUGUGAAGUUACAGGAGGACGCCUGUCGAUGGAGCAGUUGGCCGCUGUGGUUCUCCCCGAGGAGGAGAACUUCCUCUUGCUGUUCCGCAGGGAGACGCCGCUGGAGAACAGCGUGGAGUUCAUGAGGAUCUGGCGCUGCUAUGACACCGACAGCAGUGGAUACAUCUCUGCUGCGGAGCUGAAGAGUUUCCUGCGGGAUCUUUUUCAUCAGAACAACAGAGAGAUCACUACAGCCAGACUGGAGGAGUACACCGAUAUCAUGAUGAAGAUGUUUGACAAAAACCAGGAUGGUCGUUUGGAUCUGAAUGAUUUGGCGAGGAUCCUGGCGCUGAAGGAGAACUUCCUGCUGAAGUUUGAGAUGAAGGCCGGCACUCUGGAGGAUCGGCGCAGAGACUUCGAGAAGAUCUUCGCUCACUAUGACGUGAGUAACACCAACGCUCUGGAGGGCGAAGAGGUCGAUGGCUUCGUCAAAGACAUGAUGGAGCUGGUGAAGCCCAGUCUCAGCGGCUCGGACCUGGACAAGUUUAAACUGGUUCUGCUGGGUCACUGCGACCUCAACGGAGACGGGAAGAUCCAGAAGAACGAGCUGGCGAUGUGUCUAGGGCUCAAACUCUGAGAACACUUAUUACACCUUGUGUG
Molecule: messenger RNA, 1160 nt
Organism: Rhinichthys klamathensis goyatoka
Lineage: Eukaryota; Metazoa; Chordata; Actinopteri; Cypriniformes; Leuciscidae
Product: secretagogin-like
Exons: 11
Coding region: 304-1137 (277 amino acids)
Biological process (GO): regulation of presynaptic cytosolic calcium ion concentration; regulation of long-term synaptic potentiation
Cellular component (GO): synapse; dendrite; nucleus
Molecular function (GO): calcium ion binding
Source: RefSeq, a predicted model, not a curated record